AUGCCAACCGCCUUCAUCCCGCCUACCACAAGGUUCGACGAGCCACGCGCUCUACAGAUUUCCGCCACCACCGAGGCCAACCAGAAGAUGGACGGACAAGGCCAUCCGCCGACUCCCGCCCCGGCGCCACAGGACACCGCAUGGAUGUACUGUGCAGUUGACGAGCUCCUACAGGCGCUCCACGGCGCCGGGCCAAGCCAGCCGCGUCCCGGCGGCAGCCUCGCCGGCCCCUUCCGGCCACGGGCUCUACCCGUCGAGGUCAUCACCAUCGACGCCGACAACACGGAGGAGGCGAACACCGGCAACCACGCCGGGCCCCGUCGGCCCUCUACCGAGGGGAUGCCACCAUUAGCGUCCCAGCACACCAGCCCCAUCGGGCCAUCACUGCUCCCUCUGGAAGUCGCCCACCACCGUGGCGAUGAUGAGGAGGGAGUGAAUCCGGAUGACCACGCCGGACUACGGCCAUCAUCUGCGAGGGGAAUGCCACCCCUGGUACCCCUGCGCAUCGGCCUCAUUGGGCCUCAACGGGCCCCUCUGGAAGCACCCCUGCGCACCGGCCACAUAGGGCCGCAGGCACCCCCUCCGGAAGUUGCCCCUCCCAACGGCAAUGACGAGAAGGAGGUGCCACCUGACAACCGUUUCGGACCCCCUCGGGUCGAUCUGACACCGCCCCAACGACGCGAGGCUCCAUCCGGAGACCCCGCACCCGCCGCCGAGGCCGAAGACGCCUGGAACCAAGCCGUCUCCCUGUCAGACGACUGGGUCAACUUCGACCGCCUAGUAGAGGACACCCUGGGCGACCUCUUCGACACCAUCGAGGACACAGACGAGGCAGCCAUAGGCCUGUUCCAAAGGGGCCCACCGCACGCGAAGCCGCCGGCAACAGGCUCUCUCGGCCCUCUAGGCGCGAGGUACGACCUCGUCACCGAUGGCGAGGACAGCAGCGUUGGCACCCGUCGGAAUUACAAUCCGACCGGCGAGGACGAUGACGAUAGCGACGCGACCGUCAUAUACAACCCCACCGCGGAGGACAGUCGCGACAUCCGGAGGAGGCGCACCACACCGCCACACCCCAGCACCCGCCGGACUCCGCCAUAUAUGGGCGAAGUGGAAGCCGCCCUGAUCGACCGCGAUCCUCGACCACGCCUGCCCACCAUUGCGGAGCUGGCCGCAGAGGAGGCACGCCGAAGAGCGCAAGAUCUGAGCGAGGAGCUCGGCAUCCCGCAGAUUGCCCAGCCACCAGCCGACAACACACCACCAACCAACAACCCACGAUCAGCCGACAACCCACCACCAGCGACGCCACGCCGCCGAGCACGACGUCGGAGCGCGCCCUGUGCAGACAGUCCGUCCAGCUCGUCCGACGAGUCGUCGUUGGACACCGACGAGGGGGCCCUCAAUCCUCCCCGCUUGGUACCUGCCCCGGCGGAGUGGACUACACCGAACGGCACGCUGCCGGCAGCCCUGCUUCGCCGGAUACACGGGCGCCUGGCAGUACCGAGGCGACGGACGAUCCGGGUCCUGGAGGAGGAGGGAAACCAGCGCUUCCGAGUUUAG
Messenger RNA from Drosophila kikkawai, 1557 nucleotides. The record is from RefSeq and is a predicted model, not a curated record. Lineage: Eukaryota; Metazoa; Arthropoda; Insecta; Diptera; Drosophilidae.